GCUGAAAGUACAACCAGGAAGGAAAGUGAAACCGGGUGCAGCCCCCAGUAUAAGACCCCCCUACCCAGGAGAUGGCCGCACAAGGAGGCUGGGCCCUGACAUGGGCCAGACAGCGGGCGACCUUGGUUGGCGGCUCAGCCUGCUGCUUCGCUCCUUGCUCCUGGUGCAAACCAGUGUCUGGGGAUUCCCAAGGUCCCCAGGGAGGCCCACCCUGAGUGUGCAGGAGCUGCAUGUGGAGUUCACCGUCAGCCUGCAUCUUGCCAGGAAGCUGCUUGUGGAGGUUCAGGGCCAGGCCCGCCACUUUGCUGAAUCACACCUGCCGGGAGUGCGCCUGGACCUCCUGCCCCCACAACAGCAGCUCCCCGACGCGUCCCUGACCUUCCAGGCCUGGCGCCGGCUCUCUGACCCAGAGCGACUGUGCUUCCUCUCCAUGGCUCUUCAGCCCUUCCAUGCCCUGCUGAGGAGGCUGGGGAGUCAGGGGGCCUGGACCAGCUCGGAGAGGAUGCGGCUGUGGGCAGUGAGGCUCGAUCUCCGAGACCUGCAGCGGCAUCUGCGCUUCCAGGGGCUGUCUGCAGGAUUCAACCUCCCCGAGGAGGAAGAGGACGAGGAGCAAGCGACAGGGCUGCUGCCAGGGGUGCAGGGGUCCUGGCCCCAGCUGCUCUACACCUACCAGCUGCUGCACUCCCUGGAGCUGCUCUUAUCCCGGGCCGUGCGGGACUUACUGCUGCUGUCCAGGGCUGGGCACCCAGGUCUGGCUCUCAGUCCUGAUGGGGUGACCUUCUAGCCCCCUUCCCUGACCCUUUAGGACUUCAGGAUUGGAGUCCUGGCCAAGAGGACAACCUCCACCCAUUUGCCUGAGACCAGGCGAAAGUUCUAUCAGCCCCAACCCCAGCCCCUACCCAGUAAUUUAAAGCCCCUCCAGUCCACGCCAGAUAUUUAUUUCUUGGAUAUUUAUUUAUUGUUUAGGAGAUGAUUUAUUUAUUGUUCAUCCUCAGGCUGGGCCACGGUCCUGGGUGCCUAAUAAAGCCUCCUCACCCUC
Molecule: messenger RNA, 1039 nt
Organism: Chinchilla lanigera (long-tailed chinchilla)
Lineage: Eukaryota; Metazoa; Chordata; Mammalia; Rodentia; Chinchillidae
Gene: Il27
Product: interleukin 27
Exons: 5
Coding region: 101-784 (227 amino acids)
Biological process (GO): regulation of T-helper 1 cell differentiation; regulation of T cell proliferation
Molecular function (GO): interleukin-27 receptor binding
Source: RefSeq, a predicted model, not a curated record